CAUGGCGGAGGCGGGAAAAGAGCCUGCAGGCCUCGCGUUCCCGGGAGGAGGUGCCACCCAAUGGCCUCUGCAGCGGUAUGGACGCUUCAUGCCCUCAGGCACUGGAGAGCCUCCUGGUCCUGGUCAGGGCGAGGGGACAGCCUCUUCCCUCACAUGGAAGGUUUUUGACUCCAGUGAAGAAUCUGGGUAUCUUGUUCUCACCAUCGUUAUAUCAGGUCAUUUCUUCAUUUCCCAAGGACCCACACUGCUGGAAGGGUUUUCACUCAUUGGUAGCAAGAACUGGUUGAAGAUUGUGAGACGCAUGGAUUGUCUGUUGUUUGGAACAACGAUAAAGAACAAGAGCCGCAUGUUCCGGGUGCAGUUUAGUGGAGGGUCCAAGGAGCAGGCGCUGGAAAGCUGCUGCAGCUGCGUGCAGAAGCUGGCCCAGUAUGUGACCGUCCAGGAGCCUGACAGAGUCAGCCAGGAACUCAGGCCAAGUGCUGGCCUGCUGGGGGCAGGUGAAAGCCAAGGGAAAGAUUGUGCACAGCACAUCCCACCGCAGCACCGGUCACACCAGAAGCCAGAGAAGCAGCAGCAGUAUGGACCAGCCGGCACAGGGACUUCAGGAGGAAGGACCUCAGUGAGUUGGUUGGCUCAGUCUCUCCUGGUGUCAGAGGAGCUGUCCCCGGUCUAUGAACAAUCUUCGUGGGACAUGGAAGACUUACGCCCCUUUCUACGCUUGUGCCUCAUGGAUCAGAAUUUCCCCGCAUUUGUGGAAGAGGUGGAAAAGGAACUUAAAAAGCUGACAGGGUUGAGAAAUGAACACUCCACGUACAUAUAGCACUAAGGAACUUGAAAAAGUUCACUGAAAAAGUGCUUCCUCCUAAGAUUAGAUACAAGAAUAAAGAGUAUUAUUCCAAGCA
This is a messenger RNA of Leopardus geoffroyi (Geoffroy's cat), 902 nucleotides long. RefSeq names its product REC114 meiotic recombination protein (gene REC114). NCBI's taxonomy places the organism in Eukaryota, Metazoa, Chordata, Mammalia, Carnivora, Felidae. The transcript has 6 exons. The record is from RefSeq and is a predicted model, not a curated record. The coding region runs from base 2 to 820 and encodes 272 amino acids.